AUCCUUUAUUAAUAUAUCCCAGAUGAUUGCUUGUGUAGGCCAGCAAGCCAUCAGUGGGUCCCGUGUUCCUGACGGCUUUGAAAACCGAUCCUUGCCUCAUUUUGAGAAGCAUUCCAAGCUUCCAGCCGCUAAAGGUUUUGUGGCCAACAGCUUCUAUUCUGGGUUGACACCCACCGAAUUUUUCUUCCACACCAUGGCUGGUCGGGAAGGUCUUGUCGAUACAGCUGUAAAAACAGCUGAAACAGGAUACAUGCAGGUCAAGAGUGAUUUCCCUGCCAGCUAG
This is a messenger RNA of Pseudonaja textilis, 283 nucleotides long. The record is from RefSeq and is a predicted model, not a curated record. Lineage: Eukaryota; Metazoa; Chordata; Lepidosauria; Squamata; Elapidae.